CCCUGUGUGCCACUGCCACGGCCUGAGGCUGUCCCUGCGCCGUGCCGUGGCUGCGUGUCACAUCUGUGUCCCUGCGCCGUGCCGUGUGCCGUGGCUGCGUGUCACGUCCGUGUCCCUGUGCCAUGGCUGCGUGUCACAUCUGUGUCCCUGUGCCAUGCCCUGUGCCGUGGCUGCGUGUCACGUCUGUGUCCCUGUGCCAUGGCUGCGUGUCACAUCCAUGUCCCUGUGCCAUGCCCUGUGCCGUGGCUGCAUGUCACAUCUGUGUCCCUGUGCCGUGGCUGCAUGUCACAUCUGUGUCCCUGUGCCGUGGCUGCGUGUCACAUCUGUGUCCCUGUGCUGUGGCUGCGUGUCACGUCUGUGUCCCUGUGCCAUGGCUGCGUGUCACAUCUGUGUCCCUGUGCUGUGGCUGCGUGUCACGUCUGUGUCCCUGUGCCAUGGCUGCGUGUCACAUCUGUGUCCCUGUGCUGUGGCUGCGUGUCACGUCUGUGUCCCUGUGCCAUGGCUGCGUGUCACAUCUGUGUCCCUGUGCCAUGCCCUGUGCCGUGGCUGUGUGUCACGUCUGUGUCCCUGUGCCGUGGCUGUGUGUCACGUCUGUGUCCCUGUGCCAUGGCUGCGUGUCACUUCUGUGUCCCUGUGCCAUGCCCUGUGCCGUGGCUGCGUGUCACUUCUGUGUCCCUUUGCCCUGGCUACAUGUCACAUCUGUGUCCCUGGGCCGUGCCCGUGUGGCAUUGCCAUGUGCCACACACCAUGUCCUGUGGCUGCACGCCACGUCCCCGUGUCCCGUCGUGUCCUCCAUGCCCCGUGCCUGCACCCCUGCCCCCUCGGUGCACCGGGCCGGGGGGGGCUCUGCCAAGGGACGGUGACAAGGAGCUGGCACGUGUGCCCCCAGGGCCGGUGGCGGGGGGGCUGCCGGGGUCCUGCCGUGCCCGUGGGUCGGUCACGGAUGAGGGAGGAGCCGGCAGCCCCUCGGAGGCUAUAAAACCCCGGGUGGGUGGAGGAGCCGCUGUGUCCCCAGCUCGGUGUCCCCGGCACUGUCACCCCGCUGCCAGGCCCUGCCUGUCACCUCCCGCCUCCUCCACCAUGGUGACGUCCCCGAGGCCGUGGCGCGUGCUGGUGGCCGUGGCCCUCUGCGCCCUGCUCUGCCUGGGCACGCUGGCGGCCGCCUACCCCCCCAAGCCCGAGAGCCCCGGGGACGACGCGUCCCCCGAGGAGAUGGCCAAGUACUUCUCGGCCCUUCGCCACUACAUCAACCUGGUGACGCGGCAGAGGUACGGCAAACGCGCCAGCCCCGAGGCCGUGGUGUCGGAGCUGCUCCUGGGGGCCGGCAGUGACAGGUCACGGUAUGACGAUGACUCCGCGUGGUGACCGGCUCCCCAAGCCCCCCGCCCCCCGAAUCCUCCCCGUCUCUCCGUGACUCCCGAAGGGGCUCUGCCGCAGGGUGGGCCCCAGCACCCGGGGCCAGCGCCGGCCCCCCCGCCGGGAGGGACCGGGACCCCCAGAGCCCAGCCCAGGGGUGUCCUGCCGGAGGGGGCCCUCACCCCAUCCCCUCCCCACCGCUGUCGGGGGGUCCCACGCGGUCCCUGCACGCCCCCACCAGCGGCAAUAAA
Phalacrocorax carbo (great cormorant) is the source of this 1607-nucleotide messenger RNA. NCBI's taxonomy places the organism in Eukaryota, Metazoa, Chordata, Aves, Suliformes, Phalacrocoracidae. The record is from RefSeq and is a predicted model, not a curated record.